AUGGGAAAUCGAGGACGGCGUCGAAGUACUCACGCUGCGAAUCGGACCGAUCUGAGAGCUCUUGAGCGUAUGGAAAAGCAGAAACCGAUACCCCAAUCGGAAUUGGACGAAUCCCGUAGUCUGGAGAAUUCUAACCAGCUGGAAAUUCAGUCUAUUCGUUGGAAAAGACCACAGGGACCUGUCGUGAUACAGUACAAAGAUGGUAGUCACUACAAAGGCAGCAUGGAUGACGAGGAGAGACGACAUGGAACUGGUGUUUAUAUACUGCGAUCAGGACAUAUUUUUGAGGGUGGUUGGGUCCAUGGAGACUUUGAAGGGUUUGGUAUGCAGACGUUUUCAAAGACAGGAGACUGCCAUGAAGGCAUGUAUUGUAAAAACUACCGUCAUGGUACAGGAACGUACUUGUGGGCAAACGGGGACAAAUACGUGGGCAAUUGGCGAGCUGGAAAGAUGCACGGAAUUGGUACAUUUUUCUGGAAGAAUGGCGACUUUUAUAAUGGUGAAUGGAAAAGGGGAAUGAUGCAUGGCAAAGGAAAGAAGAUCUUCUCGACUGGGGAAAUGAUUGACGGAGCAUGGAGACAUAAUCAAGCAAGCGGUUGGGGGAGUCAAGGUGGAGAAUCACACGAAGGUACAUGGUGUCAAGGAAGAAUGCACGGCAAAGGUGUGUAUGUGUCGGCAGGUGGAUCCUUGCACGGUACGUGGCUCAGCGAUAAACUUAGUGGCCAGGGCGUUCACUACUUCCAAUGUGGUAGUGUAUACACUGGCGAGUAUAAAGCUAGUGAGCGAAAUGGUAUUGGUACACUGACUUUUGCUUCGGGAGAAGUGUAUGAAGGCGAAUGGCACAUGGGUGAGAUCCACGGUUACGGAUCGUGGUCUUCACCUGAUGGUAGGAAGUUCAUUGGAACUUGGAUUCAUGGUUUUCCAUCUGGCCGUGGCAUUUUCUGCUAUGAACAUGAUGAAAACCAGGACGAAGAAGGCGGACAUAUUGCUGAAACAAGGUCUAUGUUUGAGGUAGGAGAGUUUCGACGUGGUAGGCUUAUUACAAGAGGCAAGCAAAUUGUCAUAGGACGACUUGCCGCUCCAUCCUAG
Molecule: messenger RNA, 1089 nt
Organism: Peronospora belbahrii
Lineage: Eukaryota; Oomycota; Peronosporomycetes; Peronosporales; Peronosporaceae
Source: the annotation of a GenBank genome assembly